AUGAUUGACGAACAUGUGGCAUCAUGGCAAUUCUCACAAGCGUCAGACGAUCGACCGACGAGCAAAGGCACCGUGAUUGUCGAUUGGGAUGGCAGUGGGUAUCCCGCAAUUUCUUACCGAAGAAAGGCGACUGUGGUGGAAAAGGUUUUAGUGCCUCAGUUGGCACCCGCUCCCCUAAACUGCAAAGCUAGCAGCUUAGGAAAGGCGUAUGCAAAGCAGGGCCGCAGGAGUGCAGCGGCCUGUACGCAGAAAUCCCUACCAUCUCUGCCCACAGACGAACCAGUCUCUAAGCAAACUAAACGCAAGUCCUUGCCUGCCGGAACUUCUGGUCCUUUUGUGUGGCACGACUCUGUCGUUUCAGAAGCUUCCAAUCCAUCGCGACGCCAAGCUCAAUACUUCGCAGCUCCCCCAUCGAUUCAGUCACCAGUAGACCCUCAACACGCACAGUAUGCAACCGGAGAUGGCUUUACAGCUGACUAUCACCCACCUCGCUACUCCAAAACUCUAGACUCACUCCGCCGUCCCUAUAUAACAGGCUACGACCAGAUGACAAGUUUUAGAUAUGACUAUGAUGGGCAUAUCUUCCACGCGCAUCGUUCCCCAUCAAACUCCAUUUCGUCUCCCCGCUGGUCCGCGCAUUCAGAUUACUUCGGCGGUGAUGUGGAUGAAUAUGAUCCGCAAGCAGAAUUGCGUAUCGAAGAUAAGGAGCUUUUGUCUUUGUCGGCUGGGGAAGGCCGAAAAAGAUAUAGCGAAGGCGGCUAG
This is a messenger RNA of Alternaria burnsii, 762 nucleotides long. RefSeq lists its product as uncharacterized. Bases 1 to 762 code for a protein of 253 amino acids. The transcript is spliced from 2 exons. The record is from RefSeq and is a predicted model, not a curated record. NCBI's taxonomy places the organism in Eukaryota, Fungi, Ascomycota, Dothideomycetes, Pleosporales, Pleosporaceae.